Messenger RNA from Adelges cooleyi (spruce gall adelgid), 1275 nucleotides. Its product is annotated as carboxypeptidase B-like. The record is from RefSeq and is a predicted model, not a curated record. Gene Ontology annotation, biological process: proteolysis. NCBI's taxonomy places the organism in Eukaryota, Metazoa, Arthropoda, Insecta, Hemiptera, Adelgidae. Gene Ontology annotation, molecular function: metallocarboxypeptidase activity; zinc ion binding. The transcript is spliced from 6 exons. The coding region runs from base 1 to 1212 and encodes 403 amino acids.
AUGUCUACAGGUGUGUCCUACGAAGGAUAUCAAGUUUUAAGAGUUAAAUUAGCAAAUCCAGAGCAAAUCGAAAUUAUCGAACAAUUAGAAAUGAAAGGCAUGGUCGACAGAUGGUUAGCCACGCGUACGUUUGUUGAUAUAAUGGUUACAAAACAAUACGGAGAAUUUGUCAAAAGCCAAUUACAAAAGAAAUCCUUAUUGUUUGAAGUAACUAUAGAAAAUGUACAAAAAAAUAUAGAUGCGGAAAAUCCACCUAUAAAAAAAGAAAAAAUAGGACGAAAUGGGCUCAACUUCACAUUUGAAAAUUACCAUAAUGUGGAGGAUGUACAUGCAUAUAUUGACAACAUAGCUAAAGAAUAUCCGAGUACAGUAGAAAUAAUAACUAUAGGGCAAUCAUUUGAAGGCACUCCGUUAAAAGUUAUUCGAAUAAAACCAGAACAAAACGUCACAGUUGCAAGGAAAAUUUGGGUUGACGGAGGAACACACGCAAGAGAAUGGAUUACGAUAUCAUCAGUAUUAUAUUUGGUUAAUGAACUGGUAUUUAAUCGGAAAUCGCUAGAACCCCAUGUGAAAAAUGUAGAAUUUCACAUUCUACCAUUAAUAAAUCCCGACGGAUAUACUUAUUCACAUGAAACAAAUCGACGUUGGCGUAAAAACCGUAAUGAUAAUGGGGAUAAUCAAGGGUUGUUCGGCUGUGUCGGAAUAGAUUUGAACCGUAAUUGGCCAUACCAUUGGGGAGAAAGUGGGUCAAAUAAUUUUCAAUGCGCAGAUGAUUAUCGUGGACUAAAAGCUGGAUCUGAACCCGAGACUCGAGCUAUAGUUCAGUACAUUAUGAAUGAAACCAGUAAUUUUAUGGGAUUUAUAUCAUUCCACAGUUACGGACAAUAUAUAUUAUAUCCAUGGGGGUACUCUAAAGACGAGUUGUUUGAUCAAGGCGAAUUACACAGAGUUGGACAAGCCAUGGCUUCAUCGAUAAAAAAAGCAACCACAAUGGAAUAUACUGUAGGAUCUGCUGCAUCAUUAUUAUACAUAGCACCAGGAGGAUUUUAUGAUUGGGCAAAAGGAGUAGCUAAAAUUAAAUAUUCGUAUACAAUAGAACUGAGAGAUACAGGAAAAUAUGGAUUCGAUUUGCCUGCAUCAGAAAUUGUACCUGUUGGAAAAGAAGCAUUUGCAGCUGUUUCAACAUUAGCUAAAGAAAUACAUUUAAGUUAAAUAAAAUACUUAUACUAAUAUAUGUUACAACAAAAAUAUCUUUGUUUAAUUUAACAUUAAAGU